Molecule: messenger RNA, 5497 nt
Organism: Erythranthe guttata (spotted monkey flower)
Lineage: Eukaryota; Viridiplantae; Streptophyta; Magnoliopsida; Lamiales; Phrymaceae
Product: protein TIME FOR COFFEE
Biological process (GO): regulation of circadian rhythm
Cellular component (GO): nucleus
Source: RefSeq, a predicted model, not a curated record
UUUUAAUGAAGGGUAGAUAAUACCGCCAUGUUGGCAACUAGGGUAUUUGUAGCCGUUGGAUUAACUAGGGAAAUGGAGGGCGGAGAUUGAUUUAAAUGACAAAGCGAGCGCAUCUGAGGCCUCCACGUAGGCAAAUUUGUAGAUGUGAAAUAGCUCCCCUUCAAAAACAGAUGAUGAGCGAGAGAUUGUGUUCAGCAGAAAUAAAAGGAUUCAUUUAGAGAGAGAAAGAGAAGAGCAACUUGUGAAAGCUGAAAGCGAAAGGAGGUAGAGAGAGAGAGAGAGAGAGAGAGAGAAAGAUCUUAAAAGAAGAUUGCGGUUUUAUCCGGCCGGAUUUAUACUAAAUCUCGGGUGUUUUCCGGCGAUUGCUUAAUUUCCGGCGAAUUAUGCGAUAAAGCGGAGUCUGAUGAGAUAUUAUCGGGUAGGGUUUGUUGAACCGGGUCAAGCUCCGAUUUUUAUCAGGAAAUUACAGUAAUGGAUAGGAACAGAGAAGCCAGAAGAGCUACUAGUAUUGUGGGUUCUAAUGGCUUCAAUAAAAGAAGACACAGAACAAAUAGUCUCAGAGAUUCCCCAGAUGAAGAGGGGGGGAUUGAGUUGCAGGAAUCUGCGAGAUUAAGGGAGAGAGUGAAGAAAGAUCGAGAUCGAGAGAGGGAGAGAGAGAGAGAACGGGAGAGAGAUUUAAGAGAGAGAGAAAGGGAGAGAGAUUUAAGAGAGAGGUCCAGCCGUAGUAGCAGUAAGAGAAGAAGAGCAGAGAGAUUAGCUACCAACAGAGACGAUAUCGGUGGAGAUGAAACUACAGAUGAAAGCUUCAACGAAGACGACGAUGAGGAAGACGAACACACCGCCACCGCAGCCGCCGCCGUUCGGUCGUUUCCGCCGCCGCAGACGGCGGCGGCCGGUUCCAUUUCCAACCACCACCACCACAACCAAAACCACAGUUUCAGCACUAGUUUUAGUCAGCAGCAUAGUAGCAGCAGCGGUAAUAUUAUGAGUAGUAAUAACAACCAUCUACAGCAUCGGAAAAGCUUCCCACUGAGCUCUUCCUCCGCCAAGGUCUUGAGAGCGCCGCCGGUCUGGAAAUCCGGCGAUGAAAUGAUCAGCGCCUCCGUUCCAAGAAAAGCUCGCUCUGCGUCUACGAAGAGGCUGCAUGAUUGGAUUUCAAGCAGCAGUAACAACAACAGCAGUGGCGGUGGAGUCGAACAGAAUCCCGGCCAAGUUUCCGAUUCUCCGGUGGGACAGGCCCCGGUUUCUGCAUCACCUCCGUUGCAAAUUCCGGCGGCCGCCGCCGCGCCACUCUCUCCGUCUUCUUCCAAUGCUUCCGCCAGAAAGAAGCUUAAAACUUCCAUUAGCAAUCCCGGGCAGAAACUCAAGCCACCGCAAAAGGUCUCAUCUUCUUCAAAGCCCAGCUCAUCGAAUCCCGAAGAAUUGGAGAUCGAAAUCGCGGAGGUUUUAUACGGUUUGAUGACACAAUCACAAGGCCCUUCUUCUUCAUCGAAGAAAGAAGAUUCUAGAGAAGUUAAGAAUUCCGAAGCAAAUACUUCGAGCCCUCUUUCCGCUGUCGCCCCAAAGAGAAAAAGGCCGAGGCAAAUACCGGAGAAUUCCGUUUACCGAGACCCUGUUCCUGCGAAACCAGGGGCAGAGCAGAUGCCGAAGAUCGAGAUUUUGUCUCCUAAUUUGGAGAAAAUUUCUGGAUCCGGAGGUGAAAUUGGGUACGAAAUGGGGGGUAAUUCUGUAAUUUCACAAGCAGAGCCGCCCGUACCGGCAGCAUCGGAAUCGACGAAGCUGGAUUUGGAGUUGAAUUCGGUGGUGGAAGAAUUGAGGGAGAACCGAGAUUUGGUUGCUAAGGAAGAGGUGACGUCACCAAAGGAGAAAGAAUCUCCUGCAUUAAGAACAUUAAGAACAGAGAAUAGCAGCAACAUGGAUUUACAGUCAACAACUGUCAUUAAAGAGAAUUUGGUGUCGCUGAUGGAAAAUCGGAAGGAAGAAAAGUUCGAAAUAGAUCUAAUGGCGCCGCCUCCACAAGUAAGAUCGUCUCCGGAGAGAGAUAACAAGAUUGCUUCGAAGGCAUCAACAGUGGAUCCUAAGCCGAUUUUUUCAAUUGAUGAUGCACUGUCGGUACCAAAAAAUAAAGAAGAUGAGAAGGGUUCGACAAAUGUGGCAGCUGAAGAAAAGAAAGGUACAGGGUUAAUCGAAGAAGCAGAAUCUCACAAAGAAAUCGAGAGUAAGGGAAGGAAUAUUGAUUUGCAUCUCGAUUUGGAAAAGUCCGAUAGAGACGGCUGUGCUGGAUUUAAUUCGACAGUGAACAAAUCGCAACCGCAGAUUCAUAAGCAGAUGCCGUUUAAGCCAACCAAAGAAGAACCACCCACUGAUAAAUCUGGUCAUGUAACAAGCUCAUUGCCUUUGCCUUUGCCUAUGCCAAUGUCAGUUGCUAACUGGCCGGGCGGGCUUUCUCCGAUGGGAUACAUGGCCCCUUUGCAAGGAGUUGUCUCGAUGGAUGGAAGCGGUGUCACACCAUCACAUAUGCAGCCACUAUUCUCUCAGCCCCGUCCGAAAAGAUGUGCCACACAUUGCCACAUUGCUCGAAAUAUACACUGUCUGCAGCAGUACAUGAAGAUGAACCCCUUUUGGCCGGGUCCCACACCACCCCCAGCCUCGUUAUUCGGGUCGACCCGCCCGCCCGCGCAUGAUCCAAAUGUGAAUGUAACAGUUAGAGGUGGUAAUAAUAACAACCCCGAUAAUAAGGCUCACAGCCCCAAUCACAGUGGAAAGGAGAAAAUUUCUCAACCGAAUAUCAAUUCCGAUUCUUCGCAGAGAAAGCAACAACAGAUUCUAAUCCAGCAACCAUUACCGCCUUCCGUAUCACCCCCUAAUUUACUGGGGCCCACUUUCAUCUUCCCGUUGAACCACCAGCAGCAACAAGCAGCCGCCGCUAGGCCGAGCUCCGCGAAAUCUCCGGCUGCCAGCAGUGCUUCGUCCGCCGCUGCCGCCACGUCAGCAGCCGCGGCUGCUGCGGCGGCUAUGAGCUUCAACUACCCUAACAUGGCUCCAGCCAACGAAACUCAGUACGUGGCUAUUAUGCAGAACAACGGGUACCCUUUUCCGAUGCCUGCUGUGGGCCCCCCUCCGAAUUACCGGGGCCCGGCCAUGCCGUUGUUCAACGGCUCUUUCUACUCUCCUCAAAUGAUUCACCCUUCACAGUUAUUACAGCAAAACGCGAGUGCGCCUAGUAAUUCCUCGUCUUCUCAGAAGCACUUGCAGAGCCAGCAGCAGCAGAAUCCGUCGUCCAAUAAAACUCAGCCACCUCAGCAGUACGCGCAGCACCAAUCGAGGCCAAGGCACCACCUCGAAGGUGAUCAAGAUAACAAUAGUAGCCCAUCGACGAAUGAUAGUAGUAGUAGGGGGUAUCGGCCUCCCAUGAGUAUGUACGGCCAGAAUUUCGCUAUGAUGCACCCGCAGAAUUUCGCCUUGAUGACUCAUCCUCCUCCUCCUCAAAACGAGAAGAAGGGGGCCCACCAAGCGUCGAAAGGUGGGGGCGAACCCUUGCCUCAGCAUAGUUUUGCUAUGUCGUUCGGUCCUGUGAAUGGAACUAGUGGUGAUAUGAUGACAUCAUCAAUGGCUCAAAAUCAAACGAUGUUUCAGAAUUCCGCGCAGAAUAUGAUGAUAUCAUCAAUGGCUGCACACAAGAAGAGCUUCAGAAUUUCCGAUGACGGUAAAUCGGGAAGCGCCGAUUCCUCUGGGAAGGCGGCUCUUGGCGGCGGCGGUGGUGGUGGUGGUGGACAGUCGAUUGCGUUUACGAGAGGUGAUUCGCCGGUUAGUUCGAUUCAAGCUAAUAAUAGUGUGAUUGAGAGUUCUGCUCGAUCUUUAAACAAUGCGUCGAGUUCUGCACAUAGCUCUAGGGCUGUGGCGGCGGCGAAUGUUGUGGGGCCCACGAGUGUACAGAAUGCUCAUAUUGCUCAGCUCCACCACCACCAGCAGCAACAGCAGCAACAGCUGCAGCAGCUGCAGCAGCAGCAGAUGAUGCAGUUUAAACAGCAGCAGCACCAGCUUGCAGCUAGUCGGAGUAAGGUGGUGCCGCCGCCUACGAAUAAUACCGCCGGAAGUAAUAAUAAUAAUAUAUACUCUGACCAAUUGAAUUUGUCUUCUUCUACCAUGGCUGCCAAAUUUCAGAAUGCGCAAAACCACGUACAGAGCAACACCAGCAGUAAUGGUGGGGCCCAGUCUCCGCAGUGGAGAAGCUCCACUACGAAAACCCCGUCUUCUUUGGCGGUGCCACCGCCAACAACCACGGCCACAACAACGUUAAAGAAUAUUCCUCAGCAUCAGCAGCACUCUCGAAAUCAACCUCAGUUGAUGCACACUCAAAUAUCCUUUAGUGGCGGUUCAAAUCAGAAACCACCGUCAGCAAGUCCACAAGGGGGGCAAGGGCCCCCUCCACCAUCUUCCCCAAUGAUGGUCGGCGGCUCUCCGACGACCUCCUCCGUCUCGAAAGGUGGGCCCGGUGGCAGCCCGCGAACCACUUCGUCCGCUUCUACAAGCAACAAAACGGGCCAAGGUUCUUCCUAUUCGGUGCAGUCGAUAAUGCCUAAUCAGAGGUCUCCCUCGAUUCUUGGAAACCCUAACGUAACUUCUUCGUCCAGCUCAGCACCGAAAGCUCAAAUGCCGAAAACUAUGCAGCAGACGCAGAUGUUCUUCUCGAAUAUGUACAGCCAAUCGCAACCGCCACAUUCGACGAGCAAUAGCCCGAACGCUUCGGGCCCCGGCCCAUAUUAUACGCAGCGGAGGCGGCAGGACCAGCUGGCCCCUGGCAGUGCUCCCACGCCGGCUGUGGGCCCCACUAGUGCUAAUACGAACGAUCCGGCCAUAGCAAUUGCUGCGGCAACAAAGGGUGGUGGUGGUGGAGGAUUGCCCCCUUCACAGGGGGUGAUGCACGCCAUGUUGCCAGCUGGCUUCUCGUAUGUGCAUCCUGUUCCGGCGGCUGUUCCGGCGAAACCUUCCGAGCAGAAACAAACCGUGGGAAACGAAAAUUUGCAUCAAUGGCAGCCUGAGAAGAAGUGAAAGAGACUGUGCAGUGAAUCGUAAUAUCACAAGACAAAAAACACUCUGAUGAAACACAUCUUUCGUGUGGUGGAUUUAGCAAAAAGGCCACCGUUUUUCUCGAAGGAAGUGCAAGGAGUGCUUUGGAGGUUGGAUGGUGCUCUCUACAUGAAAAUUGUCCUGAAAUGCAAAUGCAGUGAAUUUGGCUGUAAUUUGACGGUCAAGGAGUCGGGGCUUUGAACGGGAAAAAAAAGAUCGGAUUUUUUGCGUUCGGUUAUGGAAAAAGAAGUUAGGAAGUUAGAAAAAAGCAAGUGAGGAGCACAGCAUAUAUGAAAAGAUUUUCUCCCAUCUGUUUUGUUUGGUCAUAGGUAGUGGAGCUUCUUUUUUUUCUUUUAAUCUUUAGUAUCUUCUGUUUAGCUUUUGCUGAAAUAACUAAAAGGAAACUAAAAAGACUAACAUUGGACAU